AUGGAUCAAGAGAAGAAAAUCCAACUUAAGAGAGUAUUUGGAUAUUACUGGGGCACAAAUUUUUUGAUAAUUAAUAUGAUUGGUGCAGGAAUUUUUGUGGCUCCCAAAGGGGUCCUGGAGUACUCGCGCAUGAAUGUGGGGCUCUCCUUGUGUAUUUGGAGUAUCUGUGCCGUGUUGUCCGUGGUGAGCAGUCUCUGCUAUGCCGAGAUAGGCAUAACCUUCCCGUGCAGUGGGGCUCAUUACUACUUUCUCAAGAGAUGCUUCGGCUCCUUGAUCGCUUUCCUGAAACUCUGGACAGAAGUGUUUGUGGGGUCAGGGUUGGUCGCUGGCCAAGCCCUGCUCUUCGCUGAGUACAGCGUCCAGCCUUUUUAUCUCAGUUGCCCUGCCCCCGAACUACCAAAGACGUGUCUAGCACUGGCUGUGCUGUGGACUGCGGGGAUUCUGAACUGUCGCGGUGUGAAGGAAGUGACUUGGCUGCAGACAGUUAGCACGGUGCUCAAAAUGGCCAUCCUUGGCCUCAUUUCCCUGGGCGGAGUGCUGCUGCUGCUGAGAGGGAAAAGGGAGAAUGUAGGAUGGCUUCAGAAUGCUUUUGAUGCUGAGUUUCCAGAUGCUUCCCAGCUGACAGAAGCUAUCUUCCAAGGAUACUUUGCAUUUUCUGGAGGGGACUGCCUUACAUAUGUAGCAGGGGAGCUGAAGAAACCUAGAAAGACAAUUCCCAAAUGUGUGCUUACAGCAGUCCCUCUAGUGACCGUGGUUUAUUUGCUGACCAACAUCUCCUUCCUGACUGUUCUGACACCAAGGGAGAUUCUGACUUCAGAUGCUGUGGCUAUCACAUGGACCGAUCGAGUUUUUCCUUCAUUAACAUGGGUUAUUCCCUUUGCUAUUUCUGCCUCAUUGUUUAGCAACCUUCUGAUUAAUAUAUUUGAAGCAUCGAGGGUAACAUACAUCGCCAGUGAAGAGGGUCAACUGCCUUUAUUGUUUUAUAUGCUCAACAUUCACUCAUCUCCACUUUUAUCUGUGCUUCUCAUUGUCAUAAUGGCAUCCUUUGCGAUUGUCUUAACAAGCCUCAUGGAUUUGAUAAACUAUCUUUAUUUUAUGAUUUCAUUUUGGUCUGUGUUAGCAAUGAUAGGGAUACUGAAGCUCAGAUACCAGGAGCCUGAUCUACCUAGACCUUAUAAGGUAUUUUCACCAUUUAUACUGGUAACAAUGGCUGUCAGCCUGUGCUUGGUUCUUAUACCGUUGGCGAAGUCUCCAAAAAUGCAUUAUGUCUAUGUACUUCUCUUUUCUUUCAGUGGACUUCUGUUUUAUAUCCCUUUUAUACACUUUAAAUUACGACCGGUUUGGUUUGAGAAGAUGACUUGCUAUUUACAGCUAUUAUUUAAUAUUUGCUACCCUGAUAGAUCGGAUGAACAGAUGUCAGAAGCAGCAACUUAA
Molecule: messenger RNA, 1434 nt
Organism: Ochotona princeps (American pika)
Lineage: Eukaryota; Metazoa; Chordata; Mammalia; Lagomorpha; Ochotonidae
Gene: SLC7A13
Product: solute carrier family 7 member 13
Exons: 4
Coding region: 1-1434 (477 amino acids)
Biological process (GO): amino acid transmembrane transport
Cellular component (GO): membrane
Molecular function (GO): L-amino acid transmembrane transporter activity
Source: RefSeq, a predicted model, not a curated record